Aspergillus niger is the source of this 363-nucleotide messenger RNA. RefSeq lists its product as hypothetical. The record is from RefSeq and is a predicted model, not a curated record. NCBI's taxonomy places the organism in Eukaryota, Fungi, Ascomycota, Eurotiomycetes, Eurotiales, Aspergillaceae. Bases 1 to 363 code for a protein of 120 amino acids. The transcript has 2 exons.
AUGGCCCGGAAGCACUGUGAGUAUACAAUUACUUAUGGAUACGGAAGAAGCAACAACUUGCAGCAAGGAGAGUUUGAGAUCAAACAUAAGGAGUUACUAAACGAAGUCUUCAUACACAGUACAGCCCUCUGGAAUGUAAGCUUCACCGCAAGGUAUCUACUUAUUACUCGGGUUUUCAUAUGUGGGACGGCAAUCCCGAAUCCACGACGGCCGCCCAAAUGGAUACCAUAUCGUGGAUUGAUAGUUGAUCACCGGCGCGUCGGAGGGCCGAUCAGCCGUGACCGAGUCGGUGGGUUGGGCGUCGCGUCCCGCCAAUAUUUCCCUUCCUUGCUCUCAUUAGGCCCUGGGACAACUCCGGCAUAG